Enhydra lutris kenyoni (northern sea otter) is the source of this 1305-nucleotide messenger RNA. Its product is annotated as keratin, type II cytoskeletal 3-like. The transcript is spliced from 8 exons. NCBI's taxonomy places the organism in Eukaryota, Metazoa, Chordata, Mammalia, Carnivora, Mustelidae. Bases 1 to 1305 code for a protein of 434 amino acids. Gene Ontology annotation, molecular function: structural constituent of skin epidermis. The record is from RefSeq and is a predicted model, not a curated record. Gene Ontology annotation, biological process: intermediate filament organization; keratinization. Gene Ontology annotation, cellular component: keratin filament.
AUGGUAGGGGGUACCUUUGGCAGCCAGAGCCUGUACAGUCUUCGGGGGAGCAAGAAGGUCUUGCUCAGUGUGGCCAGAGGUGCUGUCCAGACUGGGAGCUCAGCAUGGGGUUGCUCGGGUGCCUUUGGAGGGAGUCUAUGUGGGGCUGGAGGAAGGGGCAUGAGAGGUAGCUCUGGAAGAGGCUCCAUUAGCAAUGGAGGAAGACCUGGUGGUUUGGGAAGGAUUCCUGGAGGAGCUUUGGGCCUUGGGGGCUCAGGGGGCUUUCCCCUCAGUAUCCAGGAGGUGACCAUCAACCAGAGCCUCCUUCAGCCCCAGAACAUGGGGAUUGACCCUCAGAUCAGGGAGAUGAAGACCCAAGAGAAGGAACAGAUCAAGACUCUUAAUGACAAGUUUGUCUCUUUCAUCGACAAGGUGCGGUUCCUGGAGCAGGAGAACAAGGUGCUGGAGACCAAGUGGUGCCUCCUGCAGGAACAAUCGACAAUCUCCAGGGCCAGCGCCAAUGACCUGCAACCUUUCUUUGAGUCUUAUACCAGCUGCCUCCAGGCCUACCUGGAUAGGCUGCUGAGUGAGCGGGGUCAGCUAGAUGGGGAACUGAGCACAAUGCAAACACCUGUGGAGGAGUAUAAGAGGAAGUACAAUGAUGAGCUUAAUAAGCGCUCAGAGGCUGAGAAUGACUUCAUGUUUCUGAAGAAGGAUGUGGAUACUUCCUACAUGACCAAAGUGGACUUGGAAAUAAAAAUGGAGAGCCUGACCAGUGAAGUCAACUUUCUGAGAGCCCUCUUUGAAGCUGAGUUCAAACAGGUCCUGUCAGAAUCCAGUGAUAUGUCCAUCAUCCUGUCCAUGGACAACAACCGGCAUCUGGACCUGGAGAGCAUCAUCACCGAGGUCAAGGGCCAGUAUGAAGAGAUCACCCAGAGGAUCAAGGCUGAGGCCAAGGGGCUAUACGAGGUCAAGCUUGGGGAGCUGCAGACUAUAGCCAACAUGUAUGGUUAUGACUUGAGGAGCACCAAGAAUGAGAUUGCAGAGCUCAACAGGAUGGUCCAGAGGCUGCAGACCAAGAUCGAGAGCAUCAAGAUGCAGAAUACUAACCUGCAGGAGACAAUUGCUGACACUGAACAACAGGGUGAAUGGACACUCAAAGAUGCCCAGGCCAAGUUGGCAGAGCUCAAGAAGGCCCUGCAGCAGGCCCAGGAAAACUUGGCCUAUCUCCUGCUUGACUACCAGGAACUGAUGAACAUCAAGUUGGCAUUGGAUGUGGAGAUCGCCACCUACCAGAAGAUGCUGGAUGGUGAGGAGUGCAGAUAA